Molecule: messenger RNA, 1716 nt
Organism: Mangifera indica (mango)
Lineage: Eukaryota; Viridiplantae; Streptophyta; Magnoliopsida; Sapindales; Anacardiaceae
Product: box C/D snoRNA protein 1
Exons: 5
Coding region: 70-1326 (418 amino acids)
Biological process (GO): snoRNA localization; box C/D snoRNP assembly; maturation of LSU-rRNA from tricistronic rRNA transcript (SSU-rRNA, 5.8S rRNA, LSU-rRNA)
Cellular component (GO): pre-snoRNP complex; nucleus
Source: RefSeq, a predicted model, not a curated record
AUGCCCUAAUUCUAUUUCUUCUCCGUAACGUAAACCCUCCCAAUUCCACACUGCUUUUCUCUUAGAAAAAUGGAGGAACAAGAGCCAGCCUCAUCAAACGAAAUCCCCAAGCCCAAAGAAGCAAUCUUAUGCGAAGAAUGCCAAGAAAAUCCGUCCAAGUAUAAGUGUCCUGGUUGUUCAAUUCGCACUUGUAGCCUUGUUUGCGUCAAAGCUCACAAGCACCGUAUUGGUUGUUCCGGGAAGAGGAGCGUCACCCAGUUCAUUCCUCUUUCUCAGUUCAAUGAUAAUAUUCUACUCUCUGAUUACAAUUUGCUUGAGGAAAUAAAGAGGGUUGCUGAAUCUGCUCAGAGACUGAGAGAUAAAUUAUGCAGGCAUUCUUAUUUUAAGCUACCAUUCCAUCUCCGGAGUCUUAGGAAUGCUGCUGCAAGCCGAAGGACAAAACUUUUGCUUCUCCCUGGUGGAAUGACAAAGAGGGAAAAGAAUCAAACUCGAUAUGACCAAAGGAAGAAAUCCAUCUCAUGGACUGUUGAGUGGCGUUUCCAUUCAACAGAUGUUGUUUUAGUCAACCAUGGAGUGCACGAAGACACAAAUCUCUGCUCUAUAAUUGAGAACCAUCUAAAACCCGGUCCUUGGAAUCAUAAGCUAAGACAAUUCUCUGAGGAGCUGCUGGACCGCCUCAAGUUUUUUAUACCCAAAUAUCCAAAGGGGCCUAAGUCACCUUUCCGUGAGUUGGACAUAAAGGCUCCAUUAAGACAACAAUUAUCCAAUAUAGUUAUUCUGGAGUACCCUGUAAUUUAUGUUUUUCUCCCUUCACGCAGCUAUGAUUUUGAGGUUGAUUCACAACGUCUCACUAGUAGGCCUGUGCUCAGGGAUCCUGUAAGCAAUGACCAUCAAAGCCCAAAAGGUAUUCUGUUCAGGGAAGAGGAAAUAGAAGAUGUUAUCUCUACAGAUCCUCAAGUCUGUGAUAUCAUGAGGUCUGUGAAUCGAGGUCCAUUGCCUGGAAUGCCUAAUGAAACCAGUAUGACUGAGAAAGAAUCAAACAACUUGGAUACACCUUCAUUGACAAGAGUGGCAGCUGACAACAUAUUAUAUUCAAACUCAAAGGUGGAGGAACGAGGAGUGCCUGAAGAUAUGGAGUUUGAUUUUGAUCAAGGCUUAAUAGAUGCAUACUCGGAUCUCAUCGCUGAAAUUAAUCCUGAUGACUUUCUUGAUUUGGAUGGUAUAUUUGCUAAGGAAGCAAGUGGGCAAGAAACAGGAGAUCUUUUAAAUUCAAAAAGAGAUUAUUUAAGGGAGGAAGAAUUGGAGGAAGGAGAGAUUGCAGAAUAGUUGAUAAUUAUUGUUUUCCUUUAAAAAAAUCUGAGGGGGUUAAAAAAGAAGGAAGUGUGAAAGAAGGAUCUCCAAAAUGUUUUUGCGUACUUUUCCUGAUCAUAGAGAGUUGAUGCCCCAGGCUCCCACCAGAGGUUUAUGAAGUAAAAUUCUAUAUACUAUUGGCAUGAAAUAUAGAAAAAUUGAAAAACAAUGUUCCCCUUCAGUAUUGAGCACAAGAAGGCUAUCAUAUAUGAAUGCAUAUAUAUAUCAACUGUAAUCCGAUGGUGAAGUCUAACUGAGACUAUCGGCUCAAGGCUAUGGUUUUUUAAUCAAAUAUAAUUCUUUUCACUGUUUAUUGAACAUUAUUCAUGAUUCUAGUAAUGAAAAGCUACUGUAUAUUCAUUUUCA